AUGGGAAACUCCUCCAAUGAUAGCAAUGGAAAAAGUAAGCGAAGGGCAAUGACUAUAGCGAUCGCAGCACCCAUUGUCAUAUUUGCCAGCAUUUUUGUUGCAUGGGCUUUUGUGAGGAAAAAACGUAAGAAUAUUCAACGUUUUCCUACGAGGUCUACCUCCAUGGGAGCUCUCCACGGAGGAAAAAUGGCAUUGCACAGAUUGGCUGAUUACCGUGAAGCUCGAGAGAAUGCAGCAACACUGGACCGAGCUGAGACAGAGUUAAAGAAUUUACUUGAGGAGGAAAAACUUGACUUUGAGCAGCUCCAGCGAACGGUGGCAAAGCUGGAAAUGAGCGGGAAAGAAGAUGAUGCCGUGGAAGUAUUAGAAAAGGCAGUGAAGGUACAUGAGGAGAAGCAACAAGAAGCCUAUGAGAUCCAAAUGUUGCUUGUGGAGAUGCUCAUCUAUAAGGGAGAUUUUGAGAAGGCUUUUAACUUCGAGUGCCUGAAACAUGAAGAGAUUGCUGAUGCGCGACGUCCACUGUAUAAGGGUAUCAUUAACAUCAUGUUGGGUCACCCCGAACAAGCCAAAAAAUGUUGGGAAGAUUUUAAGGAUAUUCAAAGACACUUUCAAUGGCCACCUAGUUUGGGAGAAGAUACCCAAGUACUCGACAACGAUAUUACCGAUUUCAAGGAAUUUGAGAACAUAGUCAAGUUGCUCAAAGAUGACAUCUACAAGGCGGAUGCAAAGAAGAAACAGAAGUAA
Corylus avellana is the source of this 744-nucleotide messenger RNA. RefSeq lists its product as uncharacterized. The record is from RefSeq and is a predicted model, not a curated record. Lineage: Eukaryota; Viridiplantae; Streptophyta; Magnoliopsida; Fagales; Betulaceae. Gene Ontology annotation, molecular function: protein binding.